AUGAGUAGUAUAUCUGUGAGUGUGAAUGGACAAUGCCAAGUUCCCCCUGGCUUCAGAUUUCAACCAACGGAAGAGGAGCUCUUGCUGUAUUACCUGAGGAAGAGGGUUUCAUGUGAGAAGAUCGAUCUGGACGUAAUUCGUGAUAUUGAUCUCACUAAGCUUGAGCCAUGGGACAUUCAAGCAGAAAAAUGCAAAAUAGGAAGCCUACCUCAAAAUGACUGGUACUUGUUUAGCCACAAGGACAAGAAGUAUCCCAGUGGGACGCGAACAAAUCGGGCAACCAUUGCUGGGUUUUGGAAGGCCACAGGGCGUGAUAAGGUGAUAUACAGCAACGGUAGGCCAAUUGGGUUGAGGAAAACUCUUGUGUUCUACAAUGGCAGAGCUCCACAUGGAGAAAGAUCUGAUUGGCUCAUGUACGAAUAUAACCAUAUUGUCUCCAACGCUAUGGGAGGGGCAGCAACAGAGGAAGAGGGAUGGGUGGUGUGUCACAUAUUCAUCAAGAAAAAGAAGAACUUGAAAACCUUAAACAGCCCUAGCAAUUCUUCCUUCAACUACAUGGGAAUUAAUACAGGUCAUAUGUUGGAUUCCUACUAUGAUGAAGGAUCUUUGGAGCAAAUGUUUCAGCAAGUGGAAAGGAAUUGUAAAGAAGAGGAUAAGGCAGAGGUGGUCAAAUACAAUACUAAACCCUUAAUAUACACCAGCAACCAGGUGAUUGGCGCCCCUGAUCCCAAGUCCUUGCAUCAAAUUGUCUCAGGGCUCACCAGUUGGGCAGCCUUCGAUCGCCUAAUUGCUUCCCAGCUCAAUGGCCACACAGCUUAG
Molecule: messenger RNA, 819 nt
Organism: Prunus armeniaca (apricot)
Lineage: Eukaryota; Viridiplantae; Streptophyta; Magnoliopsida; Rosales; Rosaceae
Source: the annotation of a GenBank genome assembly